AUGGAAUUCAAGAAUUUAGAUGAAUACGAGGAGAAGGCGAGGGAUAGCUUGUCGAAGAAUGCCCUCAAUUACUACCGCAAUGGCACGGGCAAGGGCUUAUCGCUGCAGUGGAACAGAUCGAGCUACGACAGAAUCCGUAUCUACCCACACUGCCUCAGGGAUGUGUCAAAGCGCUCUGCAAAGUGCCACUUACUGGGCAUUGAUAUGCCCAUGCCGGUGGGUGUAAGUCCAACGGCGAUGCAGAAAGUGGUGCAUCCGAAAGGUGAGAUUGCCAGUGCCAAGGCUGCUCAGGAGGCGGGAAUCGUUUUCACACUUAGCUGCAUGUCCACCACGUCCCUCGAGGAAGUCGCCGCCGCCACCCCAAACAGCCCCAAGUGGUUCCAGCUGUACAUUUACAUCGACAGGGAUCUCACAAGAAAUUUAAUCCGACGCGCCGAGAAAGCUGGAUAUCGAGCUAUUGUCGUUACGGUGGACACACCAAUGUUUGGAUUUAGGCGACCCAAAAACAAUUUGUCUCUCCCGCCUCAUCUGAACCUCGAAAACUUUACCUCGGAGCGUAUUCAGAACUUGAAAGAGGCGGGAGAAAAUCUCAACCUCGGUACUUAUUUAUCGAAAGGCCACAUCAUCUACAGAUGCUUAACUUGGGAGGACAUCAAGUGGCUCGUGUCAGAGACUCGUUUGCCGGUCCUGGCCAAGGGAAUCCUCCGUGCUGAUGAUGCCAUCCAGGCGAUGGAAUGUGGCUGCAAGGGGAUAAUCGUGUCGAAUCACGGCGGUCGCCAGCUUGACUCUGUGCCACCCACAAUUGACGCGCUGCCCGGAAUAGUGACCGCAGUUGGAAGCAAAGUGGCCGUCAUUGUGGACGGAGGUGUUCGCCAGGGAACAGAUGUAUUCAAAGCCAUCGCUCUUGGCGCCAAAAUGGUACUUCUUGGGCGUCCCAUCAUUUGGGGCCUCACUGUGGGCGGACAGGAUGGGGUGGUAGAUGUCCUGAAGAUCAUUCAGACCGAAUUCGAUGUGGCUAUGGCUGUCAGUGGAUGCUCCAAAAUCUCCGAUAUCACUCAGGAUUUAAUUGGUUUUGAUCACACUUGCAGCAAGUUGUGAAAUGUUAUUCUAAUUAAAUUGGAUUUCAUUAAUAAAGCAAUACUAAGGGA
Molecule: messenger RNA, 1148 nt
Organism: Phlebotomus argentipes
Lineage: Eukaryota; Metazoa; Arthropoda; Insecta; Diptera; Psychodidae
Product: 2-Hydroxyacid oxidase 1-like
Exons: 4
Coding region: 1-1098 (365 amino acids)
Molecular function (GO): oxidoreductase activity; FMN binding
Source: RefSeq, a predicted model, not a curated record